AUGUCCUUUGUUUCUUCUCCGUACAGCCGCAACGUCUACGUUGCGUCUCUCUCUAUCGACUACACCGACGACCAGCUGCGCGUGCUCUUCGAACCCUUUGGGAAGAUCAUUUCGUGCGCCGUUAAGCGCGAUCGUGCAACCGGACUCUGCAAGGGCUACGGCUUCGUCCUCUUUGAGCGCGACGAGGACGCGUGCAACGCCGUGAUCGGUCUGCAGGGGCACUCCAUCUGCUUCACCCGCAUCCAGGUCCGCCUCGCGCGCCCAGAGGCCUCGGCGAAGAAGGUGAUGCCCGUCGUCGCGCAGCAGCAGGCCCUCCAGCAAGCCGUCCAGCAGGCCUUCCAGCCAUACUACUUCAUGAUGAUGCAGUCGAUGCCUACACAGACCUCCGUCAUCAGCCAGUAG
Bactrocera neohumeralis is the source of this 402-nucleotide messenger RNA. RefSeq names its product CUGBP Elav-like family member 3. The transcript has a single exon. Gene Ontology annotation, molecular function: RNA binding. Lineage: Eukaryota; Metazoa; Arthropoda; Insecta; Diptera; Tephritidae. The coding region runs from base 1 to 402 and encodes 133 amino acids. The record is from RefSeq and is a predicted model, not a curated record.